AUGUCCCUCGGAGCACUCAUGUCGCCUCCUCAAUAUCCUUCAAACCCGACACUCGGCGAAUACUCAUACAAAACGAGAUCAAAGACUCCCGAUCGGAGUGCAGGGUCAAUUUCAGGCCCAAGACCACACCGUUCGAGCUCAGGCACCAUGACACACCGUCCAGGUUCCUUCUACGAGCCUCCACCAAGAUCGGGCUCCGGCGCUUACCCUGAACCAAGAUAUACUCCUCCAUUCGGCCCAACGGCGAUGCCAAAGGAUGACUUCGAGGAUCGCGCUCGUCGCACAAGCAUCAGUGGUAUCCUGCAGAAUCUACAGCAAAGACCAGAGAGUCAACCCCAACCAACCACGGUGACCGCGACAUUCCCACCGGCAUCUAACCCACCGAUCCGUCCAGAAAGCAUUCCGCCAUCUCUAGGGCACGCCGAGAGACCGGCUCAGCCACCUCUGAAUGGCCCUGACCAUUCCCGACCAAAUGGCCUGGUUGGAUCCUACGAUACACGUCCUCCCGGUCAGCCAACCCUAUCUCGUUUUUCACAUACCGCCCCCGUGCAACAACCGGGUCCCAGCCUAUUAGAUCGAUCACUUCCACAAUCUCAGUCCCCAGAUAUGCGGCGUUCGCAGCCGCAUGCGAACGAGAACCGAGGUCUCGCAGGAAUCUUGAAUCAACCACCAGACUCUGCCUUUAGCGCCCAGAAUAUGAUGCGACAAGACUCGGUUCAAUCACAGAGCGAUCGAUCAGUACUUGGCGAUCGACUACGCAACCGGCCCUACUCGCCUUUCGCGGGAUCUGUGGCCUCACAAACGAUGGACGAUCAAUUCCGCAAAGGCAGUGAUGAGUUGUCGCAACACAGGGCCAUUCUCGGACUUGCGAACGAUUCAAAACGAGGAAGGUAUUCGCCUCUCCCUCAAGCCGUCCAAGGUGCUCAAGCGCAGACUCCCCAGCCAGAUGCAGGGAUCAAAACGGAGCAUGGUCGAGUCUUUUCUGGAAUCGGCAGCGGAUUGGGUUCUCUCUCUGCCGCGCAAACCCCGGCUCCUCAACCCUUGUCCGCCAGUCCCUUCAAACGAGAUGAGGGUGGGAGCCGGCUGAGCGAAGAAAACCUUAUGAAGAUGUCUCGCAGUGCCUCUGGAAUGGGAAAGCGAAAUCGAAAAGCACCUGACGAGGACACCCGGGCUGAAAGCGACGUGGGUGAUGCCAAGAAAGCUGGUCCGGGGCGAGGCAAGAGAAGCAAGUACCAGCAUUCUUACAAACUGGACUUGGAAGAUGCUGUACAAGGAGCCCGGAAGAACGGGCCUUACGCAACUUCGAGCCAAAUCCGCCGCGUUCCUACGCCGACAUCCAAUCCGUCACAACUGCAGCAUCAUCACCACUAUCUCCAGCGCCAGACAUCAGCCGUGGAUAAUAAUCCAAGCUUCAGACCUAGAAAGACUAUCCGGAUAUCUUCGGUUGUAGCACUCGCCCGAAGAAACCCACGUCGUCAUCUAGGAUUUUUCAGAUACGACCCCGAAGUCGGCCCCAUUGACCUACACAAAGCCGUCGAUCCAAAGUUCGAUAUUGCGGUACGGCCGAAUCUCUUACCUUCAUUCACAGAAGCAGAACACACCAACUGUACAUACACCGUUCGUGUGCCCCGGACCUGGCUCCGACAGCGUGAAAGAGGUCUAAUCUGCCAAGAACGGUACCUCUGGGGCUCUGGUAUCUACUCCGAUGAUUCGGACCCGGUUGCGGCGGCAAUGCAUUCUGGUUUCAUUGCUUCUGUACAUCCGCCUGGGAUUGACGAGGCUCUUCUACAGAAAGUGAUUGAAGAGCAAAACCCGAGGAUAGAGGGCAGUACAGCCCCUGAAAGGCCAAUGCCCGUGGACGAGACCAAGGAUCUACAUAUCACAUUACUCGUGCUUCCACAGUUAGAGCAAUAUGUCGAGAGCGUCCGGUUCGGGAUCAAAUCUAGGAGCUGGCCAGACGAACCCGAGUCUUCGCCAUCGGCCACCACUGACUCGGGACCAACAAGUAACAAAACCCCCCACGAUGGCGUAAGUUUCAUGGUCCUCAAAACCGAAUUCGUGGAGGACGGCGCAGAGGUGAAACGUGUGGGACGGACGGGCAAGGAGAAAAGGGCGAGACUGCAACGGGAGUUGAGGGAGCGCAAACGAGGCUUCGAACUGGAGAAGAAGAAGCUCGAGCUGGCAGCAGAAAGGGCCAGGUUACGAAAGGAAAGUCUGAAGCGAGAAAGGAAAGUCGGAAGUAAAGGAGUGGGUGUUGUAACGUCAGACACUGUCGGGGGCUCAUCAGACAGACGACAUCGGGCCAACGGCGAACAACAUCAGGAAAACGGUGACAGCAACAAGAAGGAUAUGAUGAAGUUGGAUGUUGGUCAGAGUCCGGGCGAUUGGAUACGACAGCUUGCCGUUGCUGCAGCAUAA
Molecule: messenger RNA, 2418 nt
Organism: Capronia epimyces CBS 606.96
Lineage: Eukaryota; Fungi; Ascomycota; Eurotiomycetes; Chaetothyriales; Herpotrichiellaceae
Exons: 1
Coding region: 1-2418 (805 amino acids)
Source: RefSeq, a predicted model, not a curated record